GAAAUGUGAGCUUUUGGGCGGAUUGUUCUCUUCCCUCUUUACACCACCCCGUCUGCGUGUGUCAGCAGCUACAGAGAUGUUUUUAACCACAGUUAACAGUUCUAGUUGAGUUUUCACUUUAGUUUUAUUCUCCUGCCGUCAUGGGUGACUGGGACCCGGCCGGAGCAGCCGCGACACGCCGGAGGAGAGCGACUCUCACAGCGGGGAGAACAGCCAGUCUGCAGCCGGUGAACGGGAGAUCUCCGGCGGCGUGUGACAGCUCAGUGACCGCCGACGUUUGCGCGAACGAUGGGCAGAGAAGACGGGACCGCUCGGUGGAGACGGUCCGGCCCAAAACCAGGAGCGAGAAGAAGAAACAACGAAGGAACGACUUAGGAGACAGGAUGAGUUGUCACAAAACCCAGGAGUCUCUUCUGACUUCUACCAGCGGUUUCAAUAACUACAGAGGGGUUCUCAACUGGUGUGUGGUGAUGCUGGUGCUGAGUAAUGCUCGCCUCUUCUUAGAAAACCUCUUAAGGUACGGUGUUCUGGUGGACCCUGUUCAGGUGAUUUCCUUGUUUCUGAAUGAUCCCUACAGCUGGCCAGCAGCAUGCCUGGUGAUUGUGUCCAAUGUGUUCAUUGUGGUGGCCCUCUACACAGAAAGGCAGCUAUCGAAGGGUUCAUUCAGUGAACUUGUGGGAUUUCUGGUCCAUUGCAUCAACUUUGCAUUAAUGCUAACAUUCCCUGCUGCAGUGGUCCUGUUGGUUCCCUCCGUGACCCCAGUUGGAGGUGCUUUCGUACUUGGCUCUUACACUAUUCUCUUCCUGAAGCUCUACUCCUAUAAGGACGUCAACUUGUGGUGCAGAGAGCUGAGCACCGUCAAGGCCAAGAAACUGUCCCGGUCACUGUCAUGUCCGUCAGCACAGACACUAAACGGAGGCGACCGCAAGGUGUGCUAUCCUGGAAACCUCACCAUCAGAGACAUGUACUACUUUGUCUUUGCUCCGACUCUGUGCUACGAGCUCAACUUCCCACGCUCUUCUACAAUCCGCAUGAGUUUCCUGCUGAGGAGACUGUUUGAGAUGUUGUUCUUCAUCCAGCUGUUGGUUGGUCUCACUCAACAGUGGAUGAUUCCUGUCAUUCAAAGUUCCAUGAAACCGCUAGAAGACAUGGAUCUGUCAAGGAUGACUGAGAGACUCCUUCGAUUAGCUGUUCCCAAUCACUUGCUGUGGUUGAUAUUUUUCUACUGGUUCUUCCACUCAUCUAUGAACUUCACCGCUGAGCUGCUGCGCUUUGGAGACAGACAGUUUUACAAGGACUGGUGGAAUUCAGAGACGGUGACAUAUUUCUGGCAGAACUGGAACAUCCCUGUUCACAAGUGGUGCCUACGCCACUUUUACAAGCCGCUGCUGAGGAGAGGAUUCAGUAAAAUCAUCAGCCAAUCAGCCGUCUUCUUCUUGUCCGCUUUCUUUCAUGAGUACUUAGUAAGCGUUCCUCUCAGGAUGUUCAGACUUUGGGCUUUUACAGGAAUGAUGGCACAGCUUCCAUUAGCCUGGUUCGUUGGCAACUUCCUGCGUGGUAACUACGGCAACGCUGCGGUGUGGAUGUCCCUCAUCAUCGGUCAACCGUUCGCGGUGCUGAUGUACGUCCACGAUUACUACGUCCUGCACUACAGAGAGGAGGCCCAGUAGACACAUCCACACAGCUCACAGCAUGGUUUUCUGACUUUGUCUCACUUUUCUUUCGUCUUUUUUGCACAAACAAACACAUUAAUCCUCCACAGGUACCAGAUAAUGUCCUCUACAAUUCAGGAUGAGCUGAUCGCAUCGGCUGCAUGAUUCGAACAGCAAGUUUACAUUUAAAAUCUUGAUUGUUGCGUCUUUCUGCUGGGAUUCUUUCCAAAGAAGAAAACAGAAGUAGGAAAAUAUCAACCUUGAAACACUACUGUAACUUAGGGAGGAGGUGAUAAACUCUGAUCAGCUACAACAUUAAGGGUAAAGUGAGAAAUAUUGAUUGUCUUUGUCGCCAUGGCAGCUGUUAAGGAGUUUGAUAUAUUAAGCGGCUCUGUUGUGUCUUCCUGCUGGGAUUCCUUACAAAGGAACAAACAGAAAGAGGAAAGUAUCCAGUUAAUGCCUUUAAAUGUGGAAAAGUGGGCAGCGUGACAGUGAAAACGGAACCAUGGUGGUGAAGUCAACUCUUUCACUCGUCACACAAAGCUUUGUGCUGCUGAUUUAAAUGGUCGAACAGAUGAGUAUCGUGUGGUGGCAACAACUGCAAGGCACUGUGGACAGAGGACGUGUUUUUGCUCAACGUCGUCCUUUAUGUCACUGUGAUAUUUUACUUAAUUCUAUUUUUCCUUUGCAGUGUUGCUCACCUUUUUCUAGCUCUUUUUAGACCCUGCAUGUUACCAAACUUUGUUAUUAAUGUUGAAAGCUAAAGCACUCAGUGUGUCCAAAAACCCCAAAAUCGGAGUAAAUAAUGUUCUAUCAGACAGACUUCUAUUAGAGAUUAGUCUUGAAAAAUGGGAAUUAUGCAAGCUGAUGUGUUUGAGUUCACUUCCUGUAUUUUACAUCACGCUUCCUGCGAUCUGACUUUUGCGCUCAUUGCAAUAUCAAUGCUGAAAGAAUAUAUUGUUUUAUAUAUAUAUAACAAUAAAAAAACAAUGUAUACCGACUUGAGUUCAGGAAUUCACGUGAACCCAACCUCAUACCACUUGAUCAGUCGACAACAUAAUCGAUAGACUUUAUCUACAACUUACUUUUCCCUUUGAGGUUGCUUCAGAAAAGAUUUUGUUGUUUUAUGACCUGAAUUAGUUCUUUAGUUUUAUUGUAAAGCACUGUGUUUCAAUAAAUACAAUCCUAUUUAAAGGGCAAACUAUGUCAUGGUAAAUGUGGCAGCAGUUUUGCUUCCUGCCAUGCUGCAAAACAUAUUCAGGAAUGGUUUGGUAAACAUGAUAGAGUUCAGGAUGUUGACUUGGCAUUCAGCUUCUCCAGAUCUAAAUCAGAGGGAUGUUCUGGAAAAAAAUGUUUGGCAACCUACUAAAUAUUAGGAAGGUUGUUUUAACGUUGUGGCUGAUGGGUGUUUAAAUGCAGUGUUUUACUCAGGUGAUUUGUAUUCCAAUGUCAUGUUAAAACUUCAGUUUGGGCGGCCAUUUUAGUUGAAUUGAUAAUAAUAAUAAUCUAUCUACAAGAACGACAGCAUGCAGGGUUUUGUUACCUUUCGUACACUUGUGCUUAAACAGUAUAAUCACCGAGUUUUAUCACUUUUUAAUUUGACAACAUGGUACAAGUUGAAAUUUGGAUAGAGAUUCGGGAUCCGCCGUGUUCCGUCCUUUUGUUUUUGUGAGCCAAAGGGGCCUUAAUCUGUCCGUUUUUUACUGUUGUAGAUGUGGAGCGUCACUAGAAGAAAUGAAUGUAUGCUGAUAGGAUUUUUUUUUUUUUUACUCUUAUCAGUUAUAAAAAGGCCAGAGUUACUGUUUGUGUAUGGUUUUUUUUUGUUUGUGACCUGAAGUGCCACUACAAUGCAGCUCAUAUCCAGUCGCUUCAAUACGGUUUGUGCAUUCAACAAAUACUAUGCAAAAUCAAGAAAUUAGUGUGUUGCUUUCUCAUUGGACUAGUGCCAAGUACAAGUGUGUGUAAUGAUGUAUGCGAAUACAAUAUUUGUCUAAAAAUGAAGAUUAAAAAGUUAUUUUGAUUCAA
Molecule: messenger RNA, 3677 nt
Organism: Amphiprion ocellaris (clown anemonefish)
Lineage: Eukaryota; Metazoa; Chordata; Actinopteri; Pomacentridae
Product: diacylglycerol O-acyltransferase 1-like
Exons: 17
Coding region: 141-1670 (509 amino acids)
Biological process (GO): triglyceride biosynthetic process
Cellular component (GO): endoplasmic reticulum membrane
Molecular function (GO): diacylglycerol O-acyltransferase activity
Source: RefSeq, a predicted model, not a curated record